AUGUCUUUGCUGCGUUUGCCCGUUUCCAAACCUAUUCUUGCUAUGCUUUACGUACUGUUACAGUUGCUCAUCGGUGAAAUUAACGCCUACCUUGACGAUUUUCGAUCCGGGUCACCACCGAUUGCGCAAUAUAGCGCUGCUGUGCGCGCCUAUGAGUUUUCCGUCGUAUACGACACGUGCAUUUGUGGGCAUGUUUACCUGACCAAACUAAUCACACGAGUAGGAUCUAAAGAACAGUACCGUUUACGUGACUUCCUUCGUAGUCCCUCAAUCAACGGAUUCCGUGAGGAUCAUAAGAGCACAACAGAUGACGUGAUGUUGCGAUUAUCGAUUUUCGCAUUGGUCGUCGCGAUUGCGCGCACAGAACCUGAUUGCGCCGCGAUCGACAGAGCUUUUCGAGCAGCUGCAGACGCUAACGAGACGGAAGCUUGCAAAUGUUUCUACAAAGGAUUCGAUGCUACGAUAGAUGGAAUAACAAUUGGAUGCUCCGAUCAAACGUUACCGCACAUCUCGAAAGCACUGCACUCGGUGAACGAGUCGUUCCCAGAAAAAGUCCGCAUCUGGGAUUGUCACAUCACCAUAAUUCCUUCCGAUAUGUUCGAUCAGGUUAAGCCCAAGUACCUAUCAAUUGAGAGGAGUUUCUUAGCCCUUCUCCGUGAGAACGCGCUCGGCACGAUUGGUCCACGACUCCACGGUCUCUAUCUCAGGAACAACCACUUAAAAGGAAUCAAUCGAUCGAUGCUACAAGGACUGACUAGCCUUCUGGAAUUGGACCUGUCAGGAAAUAGGAUCAACACUCUUUCAACGGGAGUUUUCGAUCUAACACCAGAACUUCGCGAAUUAUCACUGAAUGACAAUGACAUAACAACGAUCGAGGAUGGAACAUUCGGGAAGUUGACAUCACUGAAGAAAUUGAGCCUCAGUGGGAAUCAGAUUAGUACCAUCACUAAGAACAUGUUUAAAGGGCUCGACUCGUUGGAGGUCCUCAACCUACAGAACAAUCAGAUCACCAGCAUUGAUUGGUCUGCCUUUGCAAACCUGAAACAGUUGAGGACCCUGGACCUUGGCACUAAUCAUGCCACCAAUGUUGAGAUACGCGGACUGGAAAACCUUCAGAAGCUAUUCCUGAACAACAACAGUAUCAAUUCAUUGAAGAGCGUCAGCCUCAGGGAUCUUCCGUCACUGAUACUACUGUCACUAGAUCGAAAUUCAAUUUCGGAAAUUGCGGACGGAGACCUUUCCGGGUUAGCCAGGAGCACGAGACUCGAAAGUCUCACAAUAGCAGCUAACAACAUAAGUCAGAUAUCGCAGCGUGCAUUUUCCCCUGUUCAGCAUUUGAACGUGCUGGCUAUGCAAAACAACCAGCUCACAACUCUUACCAAAGAUGGUCAAUCUUAUCUUCGACCACUUCGCCGUUUAACAACAUUGCUUCUGUCGGGAAAUCAACUUCGUUCGAUUGGCGAACAUGAUCUGCCACGCACUCUCACGGUGCUCGCAGCUGACCACAACCUCCUCGAGAAGAUCGACGUCAAGGCUUUCGAAGGCAUGACCUUACACAAGUUGUUCAUUAACAACAAUAAGUUGCCAUUCCUUCCUCGGCACACCUUCGACUCGAUCUCAUUCGACACUCUCGAAGCUAUCGAUAUCACUUCAAACGCUUGGCAGUGCGUAUGCGGAGAGGAAUGGUUAGGAGAUUGGCUGGAGAAAGCUGGAGACAGUGAUGUUGGAGAUGGUGUUCUCGGUUGUCUCGUAACAGCUGCACGUAGAUGUGGUGUGGAUCCGCAGAUGGAAAAGGAUGAGGCGCGUUCCGUAUGGGUAACAGUAACCGCUUCGAUUCUAGCCGCUGUCUCGCUUCUAAUUCUUAUCGCCAUUGCAUUCCUCUACAUCAGUGAUGGGAAGCAGAGGGUGGUUUUGAUGCGACCACUAUCUCGCCGAACCAAUUCCGAUCUGCACAAGCUGAUAGCGGAUGUGGAUCCGCUAAUAGCGCGCGAUGUGCCGCCCCGAAAGCCGCCGAGUGGCGACAAGAAGCGCGUUCGCUUCGAGGAGAACUGA
This is a messenger RNA of Necator americanus (New World hookworm), 2052 nucleotides long. RefSeq lists its product as uncharacterized. The record is from RefSeq and is a predicted model, not a curated record. Bases 1 to 2052 code for a protein of 683 amino acids. The transcript is spliced from 16 exons. NCBI's taxonomy places the organism in Eukaryota, Metazoa, Nematoda, Chromadorea, Rhabditida, Ancylostomatidae. Gene Ontology annotation, molecular function: protein binding.